Molecule: messenger RNA, 150 nt
Organism: Cetraspora pellucida
Lineage: Eukaryota; Fungi; Glomeromycota; Glomeromycetes; Diversisporales; Gigasporaceae
Source: the annotation of a GenBank genome assembly
AUGGGUAUAUUUGCUUUUGACAAUGCUACAUCCCAUAAAGCAUUCUCUGAAGAUGCUCUUAUGGCUUCAAAAAUGAAUCUUGAUUCAGAUGGAGAAGCAGCUAAAUAUGCUAUUAAAAAGCAUAGGAGACAUAGAACAAUUAAUGAAGAA